GCCAGCCGCCCGCGCGUCGGUCCGUCGGUCGGUGCGCGCAGGGCCCAUGGAGCUGCCCGCCAGCAACACCAGCUGCCAGAACGGUUCCCUGAUCAGCUUGUACUGCUCCUCCCACCAAGUGGUGUGCCAGAUCGUCGGUGACCUCAGCCCCCAGGUGCCCAGCAAUGUCACCUCUCACGACUGGAAGGAAAGGUUCAGGCAGAACUACAGCUUCUACAUUGGUCUGGGCCUGGCCUUCUUGUCUAGUUUCCUCAUCGGCAGCAGCGUCAUCCUCAAGAAGAAAGGCCUUCAGCGACUGGUGGCCUCUGGGGCCACACGGGCCGUGGACGGAGGGUAUGGCUACCUGAAGAAUGCCAUGUGGUGGGCUGGAUUUCUCACCAUGGCUGCUGGAGAAGUUGCCAACUUCGGGGCCUACGCAUUUGCCCCUGCGACAGUCGUCACGCCUCUGGGAGCGCUGAGUGUCCUCAUAAGUGCCAUCCUGUCCUCAUACUUCCUGGGAGAGAAUCUGAAUCUGCUGGGGAAGCUGGGCUGUGUGAUCUGUGUGGCCGGCAGCACAGUGAUGGUGAUACACGCCCCCGAGGAAGAGAAGGUCUCCACCGUCGUUGAGAUGGCUGCCAAAAUGAAAGACACAGGGUACAUCGUGUUUGCUGUGCUUCUGCUGGUGUUCUGCCUCAUCCUCAUCUUCGUCAUCGCGCCACGCUACGGACAAAGGAAUAUCCUCGUUUACAUCGUCAUCUGCUCGCUGAUCGGGGCCUUCUCCGUGUCCGCCGUCAAGGGCCUGGGCAUCACCAUUAAGAACUUCUUCCAGGGAAUGCCAGUUGUGCGGCAUCCCCUCCCCUACAUCCUGUCCCUCAUCCUGGCACUUUCUCUCAGCACUCAGGUCAACUUCCUGAACAGGGCACUAGACAUUUUUAAUACCUCCCUGGUGUUCCCCAUCUAUUACGUGCUCUUCACCACGGUGGUGGUUACCUCCUCCACUAUCCUCUUCAAGGAAUGGUACAGCAUGUCUGCAGUGGACAUUGUGGGCACCCUCUCUGGCUUUGUCACCAUCAUUCUGGGUGUGUUCAUGCUUCAUGCUUUCAAAGACCUGGACAUCAGCCACACCAGCUUGCCCCACAUGCACAAAAACCCAACCCCCUCUCCCACCCCUGAGCCCACUGUCAUUAGACUAGAAGACAAGAAUGUCCUUGUGGAUAGCAUAGAACUCUCCAGCACCCCAUCACCAGAAGAGAAGCCCAAAGUAUUUAUAAUCCACUCUUAAAGCUUGGAAUCCAUGAGUGAGAAGAUGAGCUCUACGGUACAGCCUGACCUCUCCAUUUCAGAGGCACCUGGUUAUCUUCACCAGCCCUGUUACCAAUGGGCUCUCUUUUCUUGAGAUGUUCAUCUAUACCUCAUCACUGUUUCUAGAAGGAAAGUCCCUACCCAGUGAGUGGUGGUGGCAGAACUUCGUGGAAACAGCCUCAGUGACCGAAUACAUUGGUGCCAGCAGGUCCCCUGGACCUCCCUUCCCACUUGUUUCCUCAGUGCCAUUGCUGUGUUGGUGAGAAGAAGAGAGAAUUUGACCCGCUGAAUGUAGCACAGGCCAAGACCUUCCCUGCGAUGCUGGUUGUCGGGAAAUCCUUAGCACUGGUUCUCCUGAGACUGAAUCCCAUUCCUCGGCCCAAGGAUGAAGUGCAGCAGGUUCCUAAAGGCCCAGACAGCAAUUCAUCAUGCCCCGCCUCCCCCCCGCCCCCAUCCAGAGCUGACAACUAAUGUGACACGUCCUGCUGCUUUUGCCACUUGGUCUUUGGAGACAAAAGCAUGACCUCAGCUGACCUUCUUACUGUGAAAACCAUCUGAUGUCUCAAGGAACAUUUCCACCAACCCCAUUCCCCGAGCACUCCAGCCUGGAGGUCAGCAUCUUAUUUUCCGUCCACUCUGCCCCAAUCCCUGCCCCUUCCAUCUCUCUUUCUGGCCAAAGGAGUUGUCACUGAGACAUUCGGGCAAUUACCUUAGAACUCAAAACAAAAUGACAAGAACAACAACAAAAGAUCCUCCACAGCCAAGCUCUGCUGGUGCAAGCCAGUGUUUCAUUUUGCCUCGCUCUGGAAAGAGAACAGCAUUUGCACUGCUCUUAAAAGUAGUCUGGCUGUCAAGAUAAAAUUUGGCAGAACGCACUUUCCUUUUCCUCAAGGAGUCAACCAAAAUAUGAUUUGGGGAGAUGGGGAGAAGGAGGAACAAUGUUGGGAUUUGGCAGAAAGCAGCCAUAGGCCCUCUAGAAACCUGGCGCUAACUUUUGUGUUUACUCUGGUGCCCAACCAAGAACCCAGGUGGAAGGGGCUCCGGGUAAUUUCUGGGAUGUAGCCUUAGAGGCCUGAGCAGUGGGAUCAGCUUUGAACUUUAGUGACCAAUGGGGCGCAGGCUUGGCAUGGGGUGCAUUCUGGCUGUUGAUCAGAUCGCCCCCAAGCACGCAAUCCCACUGAUGAGCUCCCCGCCCCGGGAAGCAGCAGGUCAUGACUGUUCCACCACCAUCUGCUCUGGGGACUGCCUUUAGUCCCCUCACAUUUGACCAGAAGCUUUCAAAACACAAGAGCAGCUAGAGAGAGAGAAUUUCCUUCUUGUCUUCUUUCUAGUUCCAGGAGUAUGGGAGUUGGUUGAAGGACCACUGAAAGGGAAGUAAGAGAGCCAGUAUCUCUGUAAAGAGGGAAGGCUUGGUCCUCAGCCCCCAGGUGGGCACAGAGCCUCCCCUGUGUAACCCUAUACCUGUGUCCUGUGUUGAUGUCCCAUGCCCUAAGCACAGCCAAACCCGGGCAGGACUCUUGCUGGCCUUGAAGCUCCAAAGGCUUGGCUGACCCACAGACUGGCUUCCUGCACCUCCAGCCUCAAAACCCCGGUUUUUAAUGAAUGUGGAUUUCUGUCUGUAACUAAAAUCAAUGCAACAUGUUGGAUCUUGAGAAUGGCAGUCAUCUAAGGGCCCUGAGAGUGUGGUCUACAGGGUCAAGAAUAAAGACC
Molecule: messenger RNA, 2991 nt
Organism: Leptonychotes weddellii (Weddell seal)
Lineage: Eukaryota; Metazoa; Chordata; Mammalia; Carnivora; Phocidae
Gene: NIPAL4
Product: NIPA like domain containing 4
Biological process (GO): magnesium ion transport
Cellular component (GO): membrane
Molecular function (GO): magnesium ion transmembrane transporter activity
Source: RefSeq, a predicted model, not a curated record